This is a messenger RNA of Cuscuta europaea, 3574 nucleotides long. The record is from the annotation of a GenBank genome assembly. NCBI's taxonomy places the organism in Eukaryota, Viridiplantae, Streptophyta, Magnoliopsida, Solanales, Convolvulaceae.
UUAGACUUCUUUCUCAACUCACACUUUCAUCUUCACGGUGUCUAGCUAUUAACUUGCCAACUCAACAAAAAUGAAUUGCAGACUACCUGCGCGUCGGAGGAUGUAUUACACAGGUAAUGUCUAAAUUGAUGAGUUAGACUAGAAAGCCACACGUUGGAGUCUCGUAGAUGCUCUGAAAAAAUCUGAGUCAAUUCCCGCCUGCCCAAAUACAGUCGGGGUUAUUGCUUUUUCUCCACCGUCAGCGGCGGGCCUCGUUUCUCCGAAAAAAUGGCUACAGAGGAAGCGUCAGAGACCAUAUUGAUUCGGCAUCUCCCGGAAGCUAUCCCUCCCGAAACUCUCUCUAGACUCUUAACUCACUACGGCGCAUCUUCUGUCCGGCCUUGUACUCAUGGAAGGUUAGUGCACUCCAUGGAUUAUAUCUAAGGUCCCUCUAAUUUCCUUUGGUAUCGUCUAAUUUCCGAGGGUCGUAUAUUAUUAUUAAGUAGAAGAUUGCAACUCAAACCCAAGCUAAAGUCCGGACCGUUACGUUCUUGAACCGAACUAUACUGGUAAGCCGGCUAAAAGCAACGGUCCGUCCACUCCACAAAUCAUAAUGCCUAUCACCUGUUUGCUAAAAGGUCACUAAGAAGACUGAUAAAAGGUACCGUGUAGGCAUGUACCAUGUUGUGGAAUUGCUCAAAACUCUCAAGGUUGGAUCCUUUCACCAACUGCACCUUUUUCACACCUUUGAUACUGGAAACAGGGAAUCCUAUCAAAAGAUUUUUAUGUGCCUCAUUUGUUUCAACCGUAAAAGAAGAUUUUGCUAACAAUCACAGCAGGGAUUAUAGCAGUUUGGCGAGGGCGACGGGUUUAGCCUCAUUUGUUGAGGAAUCUUCAGUUAUGGGGAAUAAAAAUCCCAGUAUAUCUUUAGCUCAGAAACUGGCCAGCUUGGUUGAGAAGACCUCUACAGUUAAGAAUACAAAACAAAUGUCUAGGAUGGAGUGGAAGAGGUUUCUGGAGAAGAAAAUAAAGAAGAAGGUGAAGGACCUGUACGUGAAUGGGAAGUAUAAGGACCUAAUGGUGAAACUUAUUAGUAGUCCAGAGACGUUACAGGACGCUUAUGAUUGUAUAAGGGCGAACAGUAAUGUUGAUAUAACCCUGGGUGGAGUUGACUUGCCAUUUGAAUCCAUGGCUGAAGAGCUAUCUUGCGGGCAUUUCGACAUAAGUGCUAACACAUAUUCUAUUGCAACUAGGGGGCCCAAGAAAGACAUUCUCGUACUUCCUAAUUUGAAGCUCAAAGUUGUUCAAGAAGCUAUUAGAAUAGCAUUGGAAGUUGUUUACAGACCAAACUUCUCCAAGAUCUCGCACGGGUGUAGAAGUGGAAGAAGUCAUGUGUCUGCUCUUAGAUACAUCUGUAAGGAUAUGAAGAACGCCAACUGGUGGUUCAGGUUACCUAUGAGCAAAAAGCUUGACGGCUUUGUCCUCACCAAACUCUUUUCUAUCAUGGAAGACAAGAUCGAGGAUCUCAUGCUAUACAAUGUGAUUCGUACCAUGUUUGACUGCCAGGUUCUGAAUCUAGAAUUUGGUGGGUUCCCUAAAGGGCACGGUCUCCCGCAAGAGGGAAUCUUGUCUCCAAUAUUGAUGAAUAUAUAUCUUGACCUCUUAGACCGAGAAAUGUACAGAAUGUCAAUGAGGUAUGAAGCCCUUGACGACAAAUCCGGACUGAAGGCCAAAGGAGAUUGGGCACAGUCUAAACUGCGUGAAUGGUUUAAGAGGCAAAUGAAUGACAGUGACUCUACUGAGGGAUAUUCUGGUAUAAGGGUACAGAGUUGUCGUUUCAUGGACGAGAUUCUUGUCGCGGUCUCCGGUAGCAAAGAAGUUGCAGCUCGUUUGAAGUCUGAGGUUCAAGGUUUCUUGGAAAACUCUCUCCACUUGGAAGUUGACGACAAUAUAGAUAUUCUUCCAUGUGAUGGGCCCGCUGGGAUUCGGUUCCUUGGCUGUUUGGUCAAAAGAAGUCCGAUAGAGAUUCCUGCGGUGAAAGCAGUUCACAAGUUGAAGGAAAAGGUAAAGCUAUUUGCUGCUCAGAAACAAGAGGCGUGGGGUGGAGGAACCGUUAGGAUUGGCAAGAAAUGUCUGGCCCAUGCACUGAAGAAGGUUAAAGAAUCUGAGAUCAAACAUUUAGUGGACAGUAAUUCUCCUUUAAGUGAAAUUUCCUGUUACCGUAAAUCUGGAAUGAAAACUGAUCACUGGUUUAAAGUCUUACUGAAAGUCUGGAUCCAAGAUAUGAUGAAUGCAGAAAGUGUGGAGUUCAUCUUAUCCAAACACAUGACAGAACCUUCCCUCCCUCAAGACCUAAGAGAUUCCUUCUAUGAGUUCCAGAACUGCGUUGACAGAUAUGUUUCUUCAGAAACAUCUGCAACUCUUGCUCUGCUCCCCAAUACAGCUUCUCCAUUUAAAACCCAAAUUUUAGCCCCCAUCAACGUCAUUAGGAAACGUUUGUAUAGAUAUGGGUUGACGAAUGCUGACGGGUUUCCUCGUACAUGCCAUGUUCUCGUAUUUCUUGACCGUAAUCACAUUAUUGAUUGGUUUUCGGGUAUAGCCGCACGACUACUCAGAUGGUAUAGCCAAAUUGACAACUUUAAUGAAGUGAAGGUUGUUGUUUGUGACCAACUAAGGAUGUCUUGCGUGAGAACACUGGCAGCCAAGUACAGAAUACAUGAGAAGGUGAUUGAGAAGAAGUUUGAUUCAGAACUGAGCAGAAUCCCCUCAAGUGAUGAUGAGUUUGAGCUGAUAAAUGGAGCAUUAGCGUCUCAGACUGCAGACAAUGACGAUUCCUUGAUUUACUGGACGGCAUACAGUGGGGCAUGCUUAGUGUCUUUGGCGAGAACGGUUAGUGGGUCCCGGCCAUGUGGCUGUUUUGUUAUAGGAUGUAAGGCUGCUGCUCCGUGUGUUUAUACUCUUCAUGUGAUGGAAAGACAGAAGUUUCCUGGUUGGAAGACGGGGUUUUCGAGCUGUAUACAUCCAAGUUUACAUAGAAGGCGAUUCGGGCUGUGUGAUCAUCAUCUAAGAGAUCUCUUUCUAGGUCAUAUUUCACUUCAAUCUAUUGAUUUUGGUUCUUGGAGGUGAAUAUUCAUGAUAAUCAACAAAGCGUAUUCAACAAUUGUGUUUAUUACGGAGUAUAUUUUUAUUUUCAAGUGCAAACUUAAUUUAAGUGAUAGGUCAUUUCGAGUUUUUAUUGUUGACUGCGGUAUUUUGUAGUCCACAGAAUUUGACUUGAUUGUUCUAAAGGAGACGGGGAGACACUUGUGGUAGAAUAGGUAUAAGAAGUACCAUCUACAGACCAAAGUCAUUCCUUCACCAUGUCCUAAAACCAAAUGUAGAAGUGCAGAUAAAGAAUCAAAUCUCGUUCAUUCUAUGUAGACUUCUUUAACAUUAUGUGCAAGUAUGUAACAUAUUGUUAUGAAUAUAUUCAUCAAUACUUAUACUUGUGUAGUAUAUACUACAUUUAUCUCUUCAUCAGUACUUGUGUAGUAUAUAUUACAUGUAUGAUGUAUGAUGUAUCCCUUCAUACAACCAUGGUUUCACUUCAUUUCCG